Molecule: messenger RNA, 640 nt
Organism: Aplosporella prunicola CBS 121167
Lineage: Eukaryota; Fungi; Ascomycota; Dothideomycetes; Botryosphaeriales; Aplosporellaceae
Exons: 1
Coding region: 147-482 (111 amino acids)
Source: RefSeq, a predicted model, not a curated record
ACCACUGCGUGCACUUAUACCCCCGCUCUUCCACCCCCAGCUUCCCCAGCGCAGCCCAAGCUGGCGUCGCUUGCGUGCGCCAUCCCGCCAACCACCCACCCACCAAACCCACUCACACGCCCAGCCCGCUCCACCGCUCUGCAUGCAUGCGGGGUGCGGCGAUUUGCAGCGGGGUGCAGCGCAGCCGCUGUCUGCAGGCGCCUGUGAUUUGGCGGCCCGACGCACUACCCCGCCUCCGUGGGGUCGCGACCAUGCUGCACCGUCGUCUUGUUCAUCAAUGGCGUGCUUGGCCUUGCUGGGCUGUGGGUGGGGUGCCCAUCGUGGCGACUGGAGAGCAGAAGCAUGUGGGGCUGAUUAGUGAACGUACGUGGUCGAGGUGGGGUUGGGUCGGCUGGAGGACGAGGUUACACAGCUUUCAGCGCGAGCCUCGACGACUGCCCUUCUUGUCUCGAACCGGUGAGGCGAGCGUACUAUUCCUGUGACGAGGCUGCGUGCCAUUUCUGGAGUCCAGGUGUCGUGUGCAUGCGGGGCUUGUGGUUCGCCGUCCUCGUGUUUGUGGUUAAUGACUUUAUGCGUUAGUCGUAAAUAGUUGGCGUCGCGGUACAAACAAUGUCUAAAAUUAACCCGAUGAAUUAGUGCA